AUGUUACACAAUCUCGACUAUUAUAUGCAAGUUUUGCAUGGUGCUUCUGGUGGAAUGUCCCCACAGGUCCAGGCUCGGAAUCAGCAAUUGCCAGGGUCUACACCGGACAUAAAGAGCGAGAUCAAUCCAGUGCUGAAUCCUAGAGCUGCUGGUCCAGAAGUGUCAUUGAUAGGAAUUCCUGGUAUGUUUUGCUCAUGGAUUUCCCCUGUUAAGGCUGAUAUGGUUGAUUUAUCCCGAUUUUUGAGCAACAAAUAA
Dovyalis caffra is the source of this 255-nucleotide messenger RNA. The record is from the annotation of a GenBank genome assembly. Lineage: Eukaryota; Viridiplantae; Streptophyta; Magnoliopsida; Malpighiales; Salicaceae.